Molecule: messenger RNA, 1830 nt
Organism: Exophiala bonariae
Lineage: Eukaryota; Fungi; Ascomycota; Eurotiomycetes; Chaetothyriales; Herpotrichiellaceae
Exons: 4
Coding region: 1-1830 (609 amino acids)
Biological process (GO): myo-inositol import across plasma membrane
Cellular component (GO): membrane
Molecular function (GO): myo-inositol:proton symporter activity
Source: RefSeq, a predicted model, not a curated record
AUGGCCAAUCGAGACCAUCUAGCUUUCGAGCAAGGCAUCCAGGAAAAAGGCGAAAAGGUCGCGCAUAUGGAUACCUAUCAGCCUGGCCGCAGCAGCCUUCGACCCGACAGCACGCUGAGAGCGUCCUUUGACCGUCGUAACUCGGCAUCAGCACCGACCAGUCGGCGAAAUUCAGUCAGGAAGAGCUUCGACAAAGCCAACCUGGCAAUGGUGUGUCCUGAUUCAACCCACGUCGAAAUCAAUGACGAUGAAACAACCCAAGACAUUGAUAGUAUCGCUGUGUCAUGGUACGUCUGGCUUAUCUCGGCGACGGCGUCCAUUGCAGGUUCACUUUUUGGCUAUGAUACUGGUAUCAUCUCAGCUGUCUUGGUGUAUCUGAACAGCGAUCUGAAUCAUCGUCCUGUCACACCGAGUGAGAAAGAAUUGAUCACAUCUCUUUGCUCUGGGGGUGCUUUUAUCGGAUCAAUCAUCGCAGGAUUGACCGCGGAUAAGUAUGGACGCAAGAUCGCGAUCUAUGUUGGCUGUGUGCUUUUCACCAUUGGGGCCCUUCUACAAGCAGUCGCGUACACCAUUGCUCAGAUGUCUGUUGGAAGAUUGGUGGUUGGACUUGGUGUGGGCUCAGCUGCCAUGGUCGUCCCACUCUACGUUGCAGAAAUCGCCCCAACCAAGGUUCGUGGUCGGCUCAUCGGCUUGAACAAUAUGUCCAUUACCGGUGGCCAAGUGAUUAGCUACGGCAUUGGAGCCGCUUUUGCGCACGUACCCCAUGGCUGGCGCUACAUGGUUGGCCUCGGAGGUGUCCCGGCGAUCAUACUGGCCUGCCUCUUGCCAUUCUGCCCAGAAUCGCCUCGUCAGUUGAUAUACCACGGCAAGAUCGCGGAGGCCGAAGCCGUGCUGGCCAAGAUCUACAAGGGUGCCAGUAUUGAGCAAGUCCGCGCCAAGGCUGCCACGAUUGCAGCUGCGUGCGAGGAGGUUAAGGAGCUCAACCAGGACCAGUCGCGCUGGGGCAAAAUCAAGAAGUUGCACACCGAUCCCGCGUGUUUCCGCGCUCUUGUUUGUGCGUGCGGUCUCAUGGUCAUCUCGCAGAUGUCUGGCUUCAACACGCUCAUGUAUUAUUCUUCCACACUUUUUGCCUUGGUCGGGUUUUCGAAUCCGGUGGCAGUAGGGCUGGUUGUUGCUGGCACAAAUUUUGUGGUAAAUGACCUGGAUCAACAGCAAGUCAAUCCCAUUCUUGAUUUACAAGCAAUGCUAACCUGUCCUGUAGUGAUGUGUGUUGACCCUAUCGGCCGUCGUCGUGUCCUAGUAUCCACUGUGUGGGGCAUGUCAGCUGGUCUACUGGCUGUAGCGGUUGCAUUCAGUUUCAUCCCCGUUGAUACUCACACGCUGGCACUCGAGACCACUAAGGUUACUGCACCGGCUAUCGUGGUACUUGUCUUCAUCAUCUGGUUCGUCGCCUUCUACGGAGUCUCUGUUGGCAAUACUGCAUGGAUGAGUACCGAUUUCUUCCCCAUGGAAGUUCGCGCCACUGGUACCAUGUGGCUGACAUGCUCAUGCUGGGGUUCCAACAUCAUCGUCUCCUCAACCUUUUUGUCCAUGAUGAAAGGAAUGACGCCCUCUGGCGCGUUUGGAUUCUAUGCUGCUAUUUGUGGCAUCGGCUGGGUUUUGAUUAUUCUGUUUUACCCCGAGGUCUCCGGCUUGAACUUGGAGGAAAUUUCUGAAGUCUUCCAGCAUGGCUUCGGGGUUCGCUACGCACGGCAAUUGAGGAAAGACAAGAAAGCGGAGAUCAAAGAACGCCUAAGGAAUCAGCCAAGAAUCGCGGCUGUGGGCCAUUAA